AGCUGAGCCACGACACAAACACUGAGCUGCUGCUGCUGCUGCUUCGUCCUGCGAAUUCAACAUUUACCAGUCGUGGCUUUGUGUGACUGCACCUGUGUGACGUCAGAGGGAUGGAUGCAGCCGACGACCUGGAUGAAGACGAGCUCCUGGACUGCGACGUUCAGAUGAUCAUUCAGGAGUCGUGUCAGAGGGAACACCUGUCGGGAUCAGGGAGGAGUGAAGCUCUGAAGCUUGUGGACGCCAUUGAACGAGGCGACAUGUUGGCGCUGCAGGAGCUCUGUGAUUUCCCAGCAGCCUUCAGUGCGGUGGAUGAGCGAGGCCGGUAUCCUCUGCACAGGGCGGCGGUGCAACCUCUGGCCUCGGUCCUGGAGACGGUGCUGUACGGUGGUCAACAGGAUGCUCCAAAUGAGAGGAUGAAUGCAGAACAGUUAAUACAGUCGUCUUUCCGUUUGACUCUGGAGGAAAAGACUCUGGAGGGUGAGACCUUCCUGACUUUAGCAGUGAAAGCCAGUUUGGUGGAAAAUGUGAAGAUGCUGCUGGACCACGGAGCUUCUCCUCACACCACCAACAGCAAGAACGAGUCUCCUCUGCUUUUAGCGGUCAGAGCCGGAUCUCUUCAGACGGCUUCCUGUCUGAUAGCUGGAGGAGCUCGGGUGGAGCAGGUGUGCCUGAAGAAGUGGACGGCCAUGCACGAGGCCUCCAGGGCCGGAUGCGUCCACGUCGUGGAGCUCCUGCUGCAGAACGGAGGUCAGGUUUUGGAGACUGACCAGCACGGAGUGACUCCUCUGGGCAUUGCUGCAGAAUAUAGCCACGCUGAAGUCCUGGAGCUCCUCAUUAAACAUGGUGCUGACGUAAACGCUCAGGCGCCGAAUGGCGACAGCGUCCUGUAUGAUGCCGCGGGUUCAGGGAAUCCAGACUGUGUCAACAUCCUGCUGCAGCACGGAGCAAACCCCAACAUCCACAACCUGAGCUCCCAGCUGCCCAUCCACCGAGCGGCGUACGAAGGACACUACCUAGCGUUGAGGAUCUUGAUCCCGAUCACCACUCGGCGGGCUCUGAGGCUGUCCGGCCACAGCCCCGUCCACUCAGCUGCUGACGGGGGCCACGCUCACUGCCUGGAGCUCCUGCUGCAGAAAGGCUUCGACGUGAACGCGCUGUUAGCCCCUCACAUCUCUGACAACUACGGAGACAUGAGGAGAAGCCCGCUGUACUUCGCUGUCUCCAAUGGGGACGCGACCUGUACCGAGAUACUGCUGAAGGCGGGAGCCAAACCCGACCUGGACCCGCUGUGCUGCCUCCUGGUGGCGGUUCGGUCAGGACGCUACGAGAUCGUGAAGCUGCUGCUGGCGGCCAGAGCUGACGUGAACUGUUACUUCACGGUGGUGAACGACACAGUGUUUCCCACAGCGCUGCAGUACUGCCUGAAGGACGAGGUGAUGAUGAGGCUGCUGCUCAACAACGGCUACAAUGCCGAAAAGUGUUUCUGUUGUGACCAUGACGACGACUGGGACGAGCUGAGCGAGUCUGAAUACUCACAGCAUCAGGAGGACAAAGUCACUUUUUGUGACUUCGUCAGCGUCUCCUGGAUGGUGAACCUGGUGGGCCGAGUCGUGCCGAUCCUCCUGGAGUACGUUGGUCAGGUGUCUCUCUGCGGCAAACUGACCAAGAUCCUGGAGAAACACAAAGAGUGGCCUCACAUCCACAGGACCACACGCAACCCUCGCUCUCUGGCUCACCUGAGCAGAGUGGUGAUCCGGAAACACCUGAGCUGCAGCGGCCUCAUGUCCGUCCACCUGCCCAACAGGCUGAAGGACUACCUGCUGUUCAAAGACAACGACCUGUACUCCAAAAUCAUCUGCAGGGAGGACUGAGGGGACGGGUUCCCUCCGAUCAACUGCGUCUUAAACAUUAGCAACUUUGAUUUUUUUACUUUUGUGGUUUAUGUAACGGGGCCUGUAUUUAUCAAACUUUUAAAAGAUACACUGAAGAAAAAGUGUGAGCAAUAACACACAUUUCUACACUCCAACAACUACAACAAAACAGUAUUAAAGACAUUUUGUUUUCUGUUCGUAAAGUUUCAGUGGCAGUGACGUUCGAGGAGUCAGGACAUCAUGUUGUUGUUUGGUUGUGUUGAUAAUUUAUGUACUAACCUCUAAAACACUUUCUCAUGACAAUUAGUAUGCAGUAUAUACUGUAUGUCAUAAGAAAAAAAAGUAUGUUAAGUAAAUAGAUAUUAUAUUUGCAUGAAAUCCUUUGUAUUUAAUUAUUAAUAUGUGAAAGUAGCAAAAAUAUAAUAUAUUUACAGAAAAAAAAAAUUAUGUGGGGAAAAAAGUGGAGUAACACUGUGUCAAAUGUUCAUUAAUUAGUUUGUUAAUUCAAACAUUAAUUUUAGUACUUAUUGCUUCAGCUAAUGUGUCACAUGAAAACAUGAAAGUGUGUUCGCCUCUGUUUUUGCACUGCAAUCAUCUUUGAAUUUUUACUUUUCAUCAUUGAAUUACGUCCAAGCAGUUUGAUAAAUACAAGCCCUGAUUCGUACUGUAUGACUGUAAAUGAUUUUUGUUUAACAUUGUUUCAAAGGGGCAUUAACUAAGAUUAUCAUUGUCCCGACUGUUGCACAAAAUAACCAGAAAAUAUCUGCAGUUAGUCAUUGAUAAUUGUCACUUCAUCACUGCGUCAGGUGACUCAGGAAAUCUACCAGACCAGGUGAAGUUCAGACCAUUACAUGACCCAAAGCAGGAAAUGUAUAUACUGUAAAUUCUCAAAUAAAAGCCGAAAUUGAAAUAA
Messenger RNA from Seriola aureovittata, 2784 nucleotides. It is a transcript of the gene asb15a, whose product is annotated as ankyrin repeat and SOCS box containing 15a. NCBI's taxonomy places the organism in Eukaryota, Metazoa, Chordata, Actinopteri, Carangiformes, Carangidae. The transcript is spliced from 11 exons. The record is from RefSeq and is a predicted model, not a curated record. Gene Ontology annotation, cellular component: cytoplasm. The coding region runs from base 111 to 1871 and encodes 586 amino acids. Gene Ontology annotation, biological process: intracellular signal transduction. Gene Ontology annotation, molecular function: protein binding.